CGUAGUGGGGUGGUAAUAUGACUGGUAGCGAGCGGCCACAGAAUUCCAUCCUGGAUUUCCCCAAACGUUUCAUGGUUGUCACCGGAAUAUGGCGCGCGUCUUCGAUCACACGAAAUUCUGCAGCGCAGAAAGCAUACAUCGCCUAUAGCGUCUUCGUCAAGUUCUACUGCACGCUCUUCGUAGCCUCGGCUGUCAUAGAAUUCACCUUGAGUGUUUUGUCGGAAAAUUCCAUAGAGUUCAGACAACUCUCGUAUAUUAUUUCUAUGCUGACUACCCUUUACGCUACCAUGGUCUGCGAUACCAUCAACUUCAGGCGAAUUAUAUCUUACAUUGAGGACCGAGGAAAUCGUCUUGCCAGCUGCGGUGACGAGGACAUUCUGAUGCUCCAUUCGCGACUGAUGAAAACCGGGAAAUUAGUCAGUACAGCUUUAGGUCUCGCAGUGGCGAGCACCGGGUCCGCCGUUAUUUUGGAAAAUAUAUGGCGUAACGUGGCGAUAGCGAAAUACAACUCAGGUGGAAACGGGACUGCCGAAAUCGCGUUCAUCCUUGAUCUGUACUACUUUGGACUCACGACGAGGAAACCAGCGACUGCAUUCAUUCUCGUCAAUGAAUGCUUGUCGGUGUUCAAUACCAUCCUGACUUUAGCCACCAAAAGUAUCACACUGACGUGCAUGAUAUUCGCCAGCUAUGCUUUGCAGGAGAUUCAGAUUAGAAUGAGGAAAAUCGGAACGGAUGUAGAUGUUGACCUCAGCCUUAAACGAGUGGUUUCGCAGCACCUAGACGUUAUCGGUUACAUCCAUGAUUUAAACGAUUUGGUAAAAUACUUAAUCUUGUUCGAGUACUUAUUCGAGUCACUGAACGUUGCCGUUCUCUCAGUUCAGCUAGCCGCGUACGAAUCCCAGACGCUGUUGUCAUCGGCAUCGUACCUGAGUUACCUUCUACUGCAAAUCUUCAUGCUAGGUUGGACAGCCGACGAAAUAAAAAUGCAGAGUGUCGCCCUAUCUGAUGCAUUGUACCAGUGUCCUUGGUACGAACAGAACGAAUCGUCCAAGAAGGUGGUACUGGUGAUGAUCAAGUUGACCCAGAAGCCUUUGACUUUGACGAUCGGCCCUUUUGACUCGAUGACCAUGCAGUCUGCUCUGGCGAUUAUAAAGGGAUCUUACUCGUACGUGAUGCUGAUGACUAAUGGUUACCAAUAAUGGUAAACAAUGAAACUACCUUGUUCCAACUAUUACUUAUAUAGACCUAUUUAAAUAAAAGAAAUGUAACCUAAUGUUUUUAGUAAUAUUUCAAAAAAUAAUAUUUUUUACUCGUUAUUACGCCGUAACUUUUGAAGUCAACACAAUAA
This is a messenger RNA of Cylas formicarius (sweet potato weevil), 1348 nucleotides long. Its product is annotated as odorant receptor 46a-like. Gene Ontology annotation, cellular component: plasma membrane. Gene Ontology annotation, biological process: detection of chemical stimulus involved in sensory perception of smell; sensory perception of smell. Gene Ontology annotation, molecular function: olfactory receptor activity; odorant binding. NCBI's taxonomy places the organism in Eukaryota, Metazoa, Arthropoda, Insecta, Coleoptera, Brentidae. The coding region runs from base 18 to 1199 and encodes 393 amino acids. The record is from RefSeq and is a predicted model, not a curated record. The transcript has 5 exons.